UCCACAAUGCAUUGCGUGUAACGUUGGUUGCUGUGGCUGCGGGCGGGAGAAGUUCUAAUUGCUGAGAUGAUUUUAAUAUUGGAACUCUAACACCGUCGGUUAUAUUCGAUGUCUGUGUUAAUGGACAGCCUCUCCAAUCCUCAACAUGAGAAAAACAACAGAAAACCAAGGAACACCCGGGAGGGACCUCGCACUCCAGCAGCGCUCCCUAUCCCAUUUCACAUCUUUUCACCACAAGACUCCAAUGAAGCCCUCUCAGCCUAACCGGCUUUCUCACCCACCAGCCAGGAGAGUGUUGCCACUUGAAGGCCCUGAGCUGUGCCACAAGGAGAGAUUGGGUCCACCUCAGCACUCUCCUCAUCCCCUGGGACCUAUCCAUUCAGCAGAGUUUAUUCGAGGCAUCAAAACUAGCGUUGGCACGCCAACAAAUAGUCCUUGUCACACAACAAAUGACAGACUUGGUCCUCCACAGCACUCUGCUCAACCCCCUGGGCCUUUCUGCUCAUCAAAUCUUGUUCCAGUUUGCCAUCCUGACAUUGAUACCUCAGCGAAUAGGCCACAGCCCUCGCCUUCCAUUAUCUUUCACCCUGCUUCCCCUCAAUUCAUGAAGGAUUUAAGCAACCACACCCCGUCUUUCCAACUCAUGAGAGAUCAAGUAACCGAACCCAAGGUCACGUCUUAUUCAGUAGCAGCAAAAAGUCAAGAAUCAAACAAGGCUCGAUCCAGCGAUGUGAGGAGUCCCAUACCUACUGCCCAGCUGCACAGGCCCCCUGUGACCCCAUCACUCUACACCAGAGCUGCUCAAGAAGUUUACCCACGGCCCCUCUCAGACUCAGAGCACUGGAGUCCUGGUUACAACCACUGGCCACGGGGCUACAAGCCUUCUCCGGGUACCCAAUCAUCUGACAGAAGUAGUGGUUCCAGUUUACCCCUUAUGCACAGCCCUGUAGCCCCUUGCCAGGACCAGCAACAUAAACGAACACCUUCAAGUGAAAAGUUAAUUCCAGCAGUGGACUUGAAUCGCUCAUCACGAAAGAGGCACAAGGAACUGGAGGACUGUGAUGACAAUGCCAAGAAACUGUCUCUUCAGGGUGCAAACUCUAUUAAAGUACAGACACCUAAACCCACCGUCGGCAACUUAGUCAGCAAAUCACUAGUGCCGUCACCGACGCAUUCUUCAGUCUCGGAACUGUUGCCCAAAACCACAGAUCUGUGCACGGAGCCAGCACGUGGACAGUCUACAUGCUUGGAACUGUCAUCUAAAUUUAAGCCCACCCAGUCAUCCUGUGCAUCACUGUCAUCCAAACUUUGCAUAAAGAGCCAACCAUCAAUGGGGGCAAAGCAGGCAUAUAUAAAAUUAAGUCAGAAUCAUAUUGUGAAGUUAAAAGAAUUCAAAUCACCCUUAACGCCUGUUGAAGAAAGUUUGAAGAGAAGAAGCGAGGAGAAUGAUAAAAGGAAUAAAUCAAGCACUUUGUUAUCCCCUGAGGUUCCCAAGAGGGACACUAGUAGCUUAUCUCAUGUUCAGAUAGGCAGCCACCACUCUGGUCAUACACACUGUGGUACCUCAGUCUUACAAGCCAAGACCCUGAGCAGAGGUAAUCAGGUUGAGGAGAGCAGAAAGAUGGACAAUAGCACUCCCAAAUCCACCUCAAAACCAAAUUCAGGUUCUCUGAGCUGUUGUAAGGUAAAACAGAAUAAAACUGCCCGCCCACGAAAACCUGUAGUAAUGCCUAAUGGUACAGAUGAGCUCUUCACCCCUGAUCCCAUAACUUAUGUAGUCAGUCCAGCAAAUAAGACUGAAAAGCUCAAGCUAGAUGGGGGAACAAUUAAAUCACCCACCUCAGAAAAAAGUUGUUCUUCCAGAACUGCAAUCAGCUCCAGUACUCCAGUUACUGGAUCCUCGUGUCACAACACGCAGAACUCCAAAGUAGGUGGUUCUCCUCAUGCAGUCGAAACCAAAGUCUCUUCCUCAGCACAUAACCCACAAAGACUCUUGCCAACUGUAGCUUUACAGCGGGUAAAACUUGAAAACAUAAUUCCCCUUUGCUCCAAAGACGGGGAACUCGAAAACAGUCCCAUCACUUCGUCAGUUAGGCAGCCUAAGGAAGAGAGUGUUAAAUCAGAUGAAAAACGCACAUCUCUCCACCCUUACACUGUGAUUUUAGAGACUGACACUGCUGCCUCGGAACAAACUUCCAUAUCCCACUGUUCUCUGUCUCCACCACUGGAGAGGCCGGCAAGUGCAGUGAGUAGAAAGCAGGUGAAUGAAGAGGAUCCCAUAGAUGUUGAACUGGACCUAGGCCUGAGCUUUGCAUUAGAUGUGGAUCUAACCCAGAGCUCUCAUAGCAGUGAGGAGGAGCAGCUGCUUUCCUUGCAGGAGAUGAUGGAGCGUGUUACCAAGCCUCCUGAUACACCAGAGAAGGGAGCCUUCUCAGAGCCUAGUACACCUGGACAUCACAGCAGUCAGUUCAAAACUCCAUUGCCAUCCACCACAAAGCCAGGCCUCUACAAGAACAACCUUGAUCAGAUGCUACAGGAAAUCAACACCAAUAAAAAAGCUAAAGAGAUUGAGACACAGCUUCUAACUGCAUGUAAAGAGGACCUGUUGAGAAUAGCUGAGUACGAGAAGGCUGAGGAGAACCAGAAGGAGGGCAUCUCCACCGAACAACAGGAAUUCCUGCAGCGCUACUCGCUGAUGUCCAAUGCAAUCAGGGAAGUGCCUCCAGGAGAAGUAGUGUUCAGCCUGGAGAAAUUUGGCCGAAUCUUCAACCAGGAUACACUGCAGCUUAGACAAUGCAUGGUCAAUCCUCAGGGGACAGCGCAGAAAACGCUUCUUUGGUCCAGUCCUGCUCAACUGAGAUUGCAUGUGAAUAUUGGAUUGUUGCAGGAAGCUUAUGACUGUCACUCACCCUGUCCAUCUCGGGUUACCCGUUUCCUAUUCAAGAUGAUGUCAGUCCAUAGUGAGAGGAUGGUAUCUGAAAAGAUACUACAGGCCCUCUGUGACAUCGCCUGCACUGCUGCUUAUCAGAUAGUGAAAAAUGGAAGUCAGCAGUUUAAAGUGUGGGUUCCCAGUUUGGCUGAUCUGACACUGGUCUUGAUGAAUAUGGGAGUUGCGUUUGUUACUCUCUUCCCUUUUGAGAAUCUGCAGCCUCCAUUCACAGAAGGAGAUUUGCUGGAGGAUGUCUAUAUUAAAAGUGAGAGCCCCUCCAGUAACAAGGAGCAGAGUACUUUCCCAGAACACAACUGCAACAACAUCUUGAAGUACCUGUCUUACUGUUUGGGUCUGUGUCCACGGGCGUACAGCGACGACGAGCUGCUGUUGCUGCUGACUGUGGUGGGAAGGAUGGGCUUGGACACACACCUCAUCCUCCAGUCCAAUGUGGAACUUUUCCCACUACAGUAUAAAAUUGUCAACAGCAUCAGGGACUGGGACACUAUGCUGCCCAGAAUCUGUCUGGCCCUUACUGAUCUGACAGCUGACCACCACAACAUGUGCCUGCUAGUUCAACUGCUGCCUGACAACACACGUGGAAAGCAGCUGCGCCGACAUCUGAGUCUGUCUAUGAUCUCUAAGCUGUUAGAUGGAAAUUGCACUUACAGACCUACAGAAAAAGAGUUUCAGCUCUCUAAGCUGAGUCCGUACCUUCCCUGUAUGCAACCCUCUACCCUCCUCCGGGGCAUGCUGAGCUCUUCCAGCAGGAGUCAGAAAGAUAAAGAAGAGGACAUGGCCACCCUAGACCAACAGUCCUACUACCUAUGCUAUAGCCUUCUUACCUUGGCAAAUGAAGCUUCCAAUUUUCAGUUCUUCCCAGCCCAUCAGAAGGAGCAGCUGCUGCGUCUGUGCUCUGAGCUGGAAACACAUGUUAAGUGUGACAUCAGAGAAAGCGAGAAAUGUCUCUACCGGAGCAAGGUAAAGGAUCUAGUGGCCAGGAUCUACACCAAGUGGCAGAUGCUGCUUCAGAGGACCAGGCCUCUCCAUGGCAAGCUGUAUGAUUAUUGGCAACCUCGGCCUGUGGAUACAUUGAUCAGUAGCCAACAAGAGUACAAUAUGGAUAACGAUGGAGAGGGCACCGUGAUGGAGGAGGUUGAACAAGAAGAGGAAACCAGUGAAACUGAAGAGAAUGAAGCUGUAAUGAUUGCUGAGGAUGAGGGGGAGGAGAAAGAAGAGGAGGCAGAAGAGCAGGAAAUGAAACUGGGUGUCAAGCUAGGAGAAACAGGAGGAGAAGUUCCAAUGGAUGACAAAAAUAAAACAAAAGAGGCAAUAGAACCAGUGCCUGGGGAUUUGAGCCAAGAGAUGCCAGAGAAGGAGCCUGAAGUACACGAGGAGUCUCACAUGAUGGAUGAGCAUAUAGAGGCUGGUAACACAGAGUGUACUAAGGUGGAGACUGAGAAUAUGGUUGUGACAAGACAAACUUCUCCCCAUAACCAGGUAGGGGCAUGUGAUUUAGUGUCAUAGAAUGUUUUGUUUUCAGUGCUUUAAUAGCUAUUGCCUUAAUAUUAAGCUCAUUUGCACUAUUUUCCUGCCCUCCUCCAUCCCUAACCCUUGAGUUUCAUUGUUAAUACAAACAGUAAUUGUAUAUUUUUGAAUGAAAAACAUUUUAGAAGUGAUUGCAAAGUUUGUUAAGCCUUGUCUACUCUUUAGCUAGUGCUGCAAAACACACAAAAUAUUGAUUUAAUGUACGUAUAUUUUGGAAAAUAACUUGAUAUCAAAAUGGCAUGUAAAUUACUUGUCGCUGUACCACUGUUUUCAGUUAUUCAGUUGUGUAAAAAUGCAGUUCGUACGUGUGUUACAUACUUCAGUUUAGUACCUACCACAACCUGUGUUUAUUUUUGGGGACAUUUUUACAUCCAUCUCUUCCAGCUAUGUUCAUUUGUUAAAAAUAGUUGAUUUAUUAGUGUCAACGUUUGUUUCACCCAGUCUGGGUAACUGAGAAGCUGACUGAAUGUACCGUAUGUGUGGUAUUAUUCUGAGAAAUCAUCCUCAGCUGGAAACAGGCCAAAAUGUUUUUUUUUGUUUUGUUUUUGGUUUUUUUUCCUCCAGGAAGUUAGAAUAACUGCUUCAUGUUUCCCUUGCUCCCCACUGGUUUAUUUAUUUUUCAGUGUUGGCAGUGUCUGGGACAUGAAACAUUGUCAUGAACAUUUGCCGUCUUUAGUUACAGUAAAACUAAUUGCUAUGCAAUGUUCAAAAUCUACUCAGUUUAAAUACAGCAGCUAGUACUCAGGUUUCUCAGCCCUUAUUUUGUUACCUACUGUAUUUAUUGUAAAACUGCAGUGGGCCAUUUUCACAGCAAACUGGCCAUAGUGGGAAAAGCACUGGUGUUUCUAAUAACAUUAAUGAUGACUCCGUUUGACUCAGUGUGACAGUCAGCCAGCACACACAAUACCAAGACCCCGAAACUGAAGCCGCUAAAUGGAAUGCAGCCAUCAUUCAUUUUAUUAUUUACACCUGUUCUUUUCCUACUGUGACAUGUACAUUUUUUUCAGUGAAAAAGAUCUAUUAAAUGAACUUUGUCAAUUAUUUCAAGACACAUAUUUUCUUGUUUGUUGAUUUAUUGUCAAAAUUUUACUGUAAGGAAUUUGUGUUGUGUGUGCAUGUUUGUUUAUUUUUUUUAAUGGUUAAAAAUACUUUUAAUAGCCGAUGCCAACUACAGAAAAUAAACUUUAUUAACAUGUUAACAGAAUUCUUUGUUGCCUUUUUAAAGCAUCUCAGCCAAAA
This is a messenger RNA of Xiphias gladius (swordfish), 5716 nucleotides long. It is a transcript of the gene slf2, whose product is annotated as SMC5-SMC6 complex localization factor 2. The transcript is spliced from 20 exons. Bases 146 to 4456 code for a protein of 1436 amino acids. NCBI's taxonomy places the organism in Eukaryota, Metazoa, Chordata, Actinopteri, Istiophoriformes, Xiphiidae. The record is from RefSeq and is a predicted model, not a curated record.